GCACAGCACCAUACGGGGUUCAACUGACCAUGGACGACGAAUUUGAUAAUUUCUUGGACAGAGUGACAGAAGUCGAGAGACUGGUGACACAGAUGCGGAGCUCCGACAGCCGGGUGGCCGACGACGCCCGCCAACGCGCUGACGUCUUGCUGGGGACGUCGACGGCGUGCUCGGCGGGGCGACGCUCCUCCGGCUCCAGCUCUGACCAGGGGGGGCAGGGAGGCCAGGGGAGCCAGCGGGCCGAGGGGGGCAGCGCGGCCAAGGGGCGGGGCGACGGGGGCCUGCGUCACGGUGGUCACGGCAAGGACCGGACCGUCAUCAACCAGAAGGCCUUCGACAGGAUCGGCGGCAGCGACCCGGCCGAAAUGUCCAAGGAGUGCUUCAUGGCUCAAGUGGAGAGGGAUGCCGAGAACCGGGCCAGAGACCGGCGAGAGCGCACACGUUCGGACGAGCUGAGGCGCAGGGCGACUGACGCCUUCAGAGAGAAACACUUUGAGAGGGCCCUCAAUCUCUACAGCCAGGCAAUCGAAGAAAGGCGAGACAGUGCCAUGCUGUACGAGAACCGAGCCCUGACGUGCCUCAAUCUGAACCUGUACCAGAGGACAGUGGACGACUGUGACUGGGCAUUACGCCUGGAUGAAAACAGUCUAAAGGCCCUUCUGUACAAAGCCAAAGCCUUACACCGAAUGGAGGAUAAAGAGAACUCUGAUAAAUGUAUCAAGGCAGCAUUAGAAAAACACCCACAUCACAAGGACAUAAUCAAAGAUUACAUGGAAACAUGGAGUCAGGAUGGCAUCGUACAAAAGGAAACACAGGUAUAGGAAAAAAAUAUCAUAUGGAGAUAUAAGAAUGAACCCAUGAGUAUGUAUGCUUCAGAAAGAAACACGAAUGUUUAUUC
Messenger RNA from Thrips palmi, 898 nucleotides. Its product is annotated as tetratricopeptide repeat protein 12-like. NCBI's taxonomy places the organism in Eukaryota, Metazoa, Arthropoda, Insecta, Thysanoptera, Thripidae. The record is from RefSeq and is a predicted model, not a curated record. Gene Ontology annotation, molecular function: protein binding.